Sorex araneus (European shrew) is the source of this 6693-nucleotide messenger RNA. RefSeq names its product protein phosphatase, Mg2+/Mn2+ dependent 1E (gene PPM1E). The coding region runs from base 325 to 2649 and encodes 774 amino acids. Gene Ontology annotation, molecular function: cation binding; protein serine/threonine phosphatase activity. Lineage: Eukaryota; Metazoa; Chordata; Mammalia; Eulipotyphla; Soricidae. The record is from RefSeq and is a predicted model, not a curated record. Gene Ontology annotation, biological process: protein dephosphorylation; negative regulation of protein kinase activity. The transcript is spliced from 7 exons.
GUCUCUAGGCAGCGUGGGCUGAGCUCUCGGGAGGGCUAGAAGAUGGGCCGCCACUGGACCCCGUGCGCGCGCCCGCCACCAACUUUCCCUCCAGACCCGAGAGGGGCGCGCGGCGCGCUCCGCCCCCGCCUCCGGGCCGCGCACGUCCGCGCUCGGCGGCGCGCACGCCUGCGGGAGCCCUCUCCAGGCAACCCGGUGCUGAUCGCUCCUGCCGGUGCGGCCGUUAACCGCCCUUGCGGGAGCCCGAGGCUCGAAAGCAAGCCCCCUCCUCUUCCUGAGCGGCUCCCCACCCCCUUCCAGGCCGGCCCCGGGGCAUGAGCAGCGAUGGCCGGCUGUAGCCCCGAGGAGAAAACUUACCGGCGCUUCCUGGAGCUAUUUCUGGGCGAGUUUCGCGGACCCUGCGGUGGCGGCGAACCCGAGCCGGAACCCGAACCCGAGUCGGAGCCCGAGCCCGAGUCGGAACUGGGAGCCGCUGAGGCGGCUGAGGCUGCUUCGGUCGAGGAACCUGGCGGGGAGGCGGCCCCCGUAACUGCGACGGAGGAAGGGGAGCCCGAGCCGGAGCCAGACCCCGAACCCGAGGAGGAGGCUGUGGAAGAGGAGCCGGCGGCCGCGGCGGCGGCGGAGGGUGAGGAGGAGGAGGAAGAGGAGGAGGUGGUGGUGGUGGAGCAGGAGGAGGUGGAGGCGCCCGCAGCCCCGGGGCAGUCGGCCGUGCCGCCGCCGCCGCCGCCGCCGCCGCAGCCCCAGCUGCCGCCGCUGCCUCCGCUCCCGCGGCCGCUGUCGGAGCGCAUCACCCGCGAGGAGGUGGAGGGCGAGAGCCUGGACCUGUGCCUGCAGCAGCUCUACAAAUAUAAUUGCCCUUCCUUUUUGGCUGCUGCUUUAGCUAGAGCCACAUCAGAUGAAGUCCUUCAGAGUGAUCUGUCUGCACAUUACAUCUCAAAAGAAACAGAUGGCACAGAAGGGACAGUGGAGAUUGAGACAGUGAAAUUGGCCCGAUCUGUCUUCAGCAAACUACAUGAUAUUUGCUGCAGCUGGGUGAAAGACUUCCCUCUCCGCAGGAGACCCCAGCUUUAUUAUGAGACAUCAAUCCAUGCCAUCAAAAACAUGCGCAGGAAAAUGGAGGACAAACAUGUCUGCAUUCCUGACUUUAACAUGCUCUUCAACCUAGAGGACCAGGAAGAACAAGCUUACUUUGCAGUGUUUGAUGGCCAUGGGGGAGUGGACGCCGCCAUUUACGCGUCCAUUCACCUGCACGUCAACUUGGUGCGCCAGGAGAUGUUCCCGCAUGACCCGGCCGAGGCGCUGUGCCGGGCCUUCCGCGUCACCGAUGAGCGCUUUGUGCAGAAAGCUGCCAGGGAGAGCUUAAGAUGCGGGACCACAGGCGUGGUGACCUUUAUCAGAGGCAACAUGCUCCAUGUGGCCUGGGUGGGUGAUUCCCAGGUUAUGCUUGUCAGAAAGGGCCAAGCUGUUGAGCUAAUGAAGCCACACAAACCGGAUAGAGAGGAUGAAAAGCAGCGGAUUGAAGCCCUGGGAGGCUGUGUGGUCUGGUUUGGUGCCUGGAGAGUGAAUGGAAGCCUGUCGGUCUCCAGAGCGAUUGGGGAUGCUGAACACAAGCCAUAUAUUUGUGGGGAUGCGGAUUCUGCCUCUACAGUUUUGGAUGGAACUGAAGACUACCUCAUUCUGGCCUGUGACGGCUUCUACGACACCGUGAACCCUGAUGAGGCAGUGAAAGUUGUAUCUGACCACCUGAAGGAGAAUAAUGGAGACAGCAGCAUGGUUGCCCACAAAUUAGUGGCAUCAGCUCGUGAUGCUGGGUCAAGUGAUAACAUCACUGUCAUUGUGGUAUUCCUGAGGGACAUGAACAAAGCUGUAAAUGUUAGUGAGGAAUCAGAUUGGACAGAGAACUCUUUCCAAGGAGGGCAAGAAGAUGGUGGGGAUGAUAAGGAAAAUCAUGGAGAGUGCAAACGCCCUUGGCCUCAGCACCAGUGUUCAGCCCCAGCCGAUCUAGGCUAUGAUGGGCGUGUGGAUUCGUUCACUGAUAGAACUAGCCUGAGCCCAGGGUCCCAAAUCAACAUACUGGAAGACCCGGGCUACCUAGAUCUCACACAGAUAGAAGCAAACAAAUCUCAGAGUGCCCAGAUUUGGCCACCAGUUGAAAUAUUUGGUCCUGGUGCACCAAAGAAAGCCAAUCUUAUUAAUGAGCUAAUAAUGGAGGAAAACUCAGUUCAAUCAUCAUUGCCCGAACGGAGUGGUGUUGGAGAAUUCCCCUCUUCAUUUUAUGUGGGCUCAAAGGGUCAGCAGAUAUACAGAAUGGAGAAUUUCUCUCCUAUCUAUUCUAAGCUGAAAAAUGAACAGUUCAUGUUCCUGGGAAAGAGGGUGUCUAGAUUGUUUCAUUUACGCCACCACUAUUCCAAGAGGCGAAAUGGAUUCAGAUUUAACACAAAGUUUUAUUCAUUUCUCUCUGUUCGAGAGUCUUCCCAUAAAACAGGCACUAGCCUGUCCUCACUUACUCAAAGUGGGAAGAGAAAUAGGGUGGUAAGAAGUUCUGUACCAUGGAGACAAAAUAGUUGGAAAGGGUAUAGUGAAACCAUGAGGAAGUUCAGAAAGAAUGAUAUUCCUUGCCCAGAUUUUCCCUGGAGUUACAAAAUAUAGUAUUUUCUCUUAAAAGUAGAUACUAGCUAGCUCUUCCCAAUUAACAAAUCACUAUCAGUAGAAACAAGGUAGACAUUUUUGAAAUAUGUGCUUCAUUAUGAAAUCAUGGAUGGCUCAAUUCUUAAAUGUAAAUAGAUCUCUAGGAAACUCAAAGUAACAGUGUUUUCAACAUUUUAAAAAAAAGUAUUGGCAGUUUCACUAGCAAAAUUCUACAGCUGGUCCUUGUGAUGUGUGUCCACACAUACAAUCCCCACCCCACUACCCUUUCAGUGCCACUAGUGGAAACUUACUAGUUUUUCCAAUCAGGAUAUAGUGUUGAAAUCUCAAUGCAGAUGAAAUAUGGUCAGAUGUGCCUAAUAUAUGUAAGGAAAUUUAAUGAAAAUUUAGCUUCAGUUGGGAAUGCUCCUCAAAGAAGGAAAUCCCUAUCCCACCAUUUUUUGGGGGGAGGAUUGUAGGUAAAAGACUACAAGCCAUAUGGAUUUUAACUGAUAAUACUGAAAGCAGAAAACCAGUGUAAGAAUGUCAGAUUCACAGACAAGUGAGGUGGUAUAUAUAAAAAUUACAUUUUCUUCUAACAUAAAAGACAACUUUUUUUUGUUUUUUUAACUAAAGAAGUAUUUCCUGGGGAUGCAGCUAUUGAGAGUUUCAAAACCUGUUAUGGUGCUUUUGGUGGAAUUUUUAUUCUUUGUCACUUUAGAAAAUUGCUGUCAACUGGUUUUAAUCUAUGAUGCUAAUGUGUUUUUCACUGUACCUUCAUCUCAGGAAUAAAACUGGCUUAAUGGAGAUGAUGUCAGGUACAAAUCUGGAAUCAAGUGGCCAUUUUAAAAGAAUAUCAAAUAGUAUUUCCUCUUUCUCCAUUAAAAAAGUUAUCUAUACAGAGCAAAAGGCAUCAAGGUGGUGCUGAAGAAUGAACAAUACUAGUAUUAAUGCCUCUAAAAACUGUUUCCCCUGAGGGAAUGGAGUAAUUGGUAUGCAAGAGAUUAAAAGUACUGCCUUAAGUGAGCCUAGCAAGGCCAAAUACAAAGGAGAAUGCAGAUUACUGAGACUGAGGUCAGUUUAGUUAUAAAUGGAACAUGCAGGGAUCCUGCUGCAUGCAAUUGCAGAUGUGAAACAUUUUCCAUUUCAGCAUUUGUAUUUGAUAUUUUUUGUUUUGGCCAUUUCUACAGUUUCAAUCUAGAAGCAUAUCUUUAGGACAGCAGAUAAUCAGAUUCAUUCAGUGAAGCCUCACAUUCUCUGGAGAAUCACAAAUGUCUCCACAUGACAUGUUACCAUCAACCAUGGACCAGUCAUGCCAGUGGACGGAGGCUACCUGCUGUACUGCGCACCGGUAGUAGGCACUAAAUGCUCUUAUUGGAAAGGUCCCGCACAUAUUUUUAUAUAAUACAAUUACUUUAUGUUCCUCAGGCCCAUAAGAGAGGACUAAAGUUCCUAGAUUUUGAGAACUGACUAGCGUGUCUUUGGGUGCCAGAACAGCUGUAUCAAAUAAAUAUAUAAAAAGAGCUUUACUUUAGUAACGGUUAGAUUGCUAUUAUAUAGAUUUUAUUUUUUAAAAUAUGGAUGUAAGUAGAGAUUUUUCAGUAUCUGUUUCCUCUUGAUUUUGAAGUCAUUUCUUUUCUCAAGUCUUGUGACACAUGGUUGAAAAGAAAGCAGUGAACAUGGAUCCAACUAUAGUACCAGAAUCUCUUCAUCAUCCUGAUGCUUUAAACCAUACAUGGACCUCACUCUCAUCUGUCAUUUUCUGAAGCCUAGGUCUUGUUAACAACCCAGCAGGUACAAUGUGUCAGUUUCAAAUCAAAUUAUCUAAAGAAACAAGAAAACAAAAGCAGAAUUAUAGCAAACUGUAAUGUAAACAUUAUAAGCCCAAAGCACUUGACAAAGUUAAAAUUUUUUCUUAAAACUUUUCUACAAUUGCCUAUUGGUAAUAAUUCUGACUAGAACAAAUGGAAAGGGAAAGAAGGCACAAGGGAUAGGCUUAUACAGUGGGGGAAAAUUAUUGAAUGAAAUUGGAAUGAAACAGAGACCACAACUUUUAAAGGUCUGAAUUUGUAGAUCUGAAUACAUAAGCAGUGUUAAAUUCAUUUCUCAUACCAGUAGCCCUCUAGAAAAUAAAGUAGUUCUAGUGUGGUCAAGUUAUAAACCAAUAUUGUAAAAAAUAGCAACUAUUCAUUUGUUCAAGACAUGCAUAUUUAUAGAGUAGUUAGGUGCCAUUUGUAAGUCCUUUAAAAUCCUAUAAUAUUCAAUUAGUGGUUAUUGGUUUGACAUAUACUGCUCUUGAUUCUAUACACUAGAUAAAAAGCAGUGCUUUGUGAAAUGCAGUGUUAUAUCUUAAUGCCACUGGUGAUAGAAAGUAGUUCCCUUCCGUUUAAAUCCUGUGCCCUAUUUGCUGCUUGCUGAAGUAAGCAAUAAGUACCCCUCUAACUAAUGGUAUCCACACAUUUCUGUAACUUGUAUUUAAUGAUGGUGUAUCUGGUGAUUGUAAAAAUACUAGACAGAUAUAAAAGUAUAUAAUAUAUAAAAUGUUAAUGCUGAGGUAUAGUCUGUGAAUUAUGUGUUUUGUACUUUUAUUCAUUGUGUAAUUUAGUGGUGGUGAAAGUUCUACACUCAGUCCUUCGAGUGGCAAUAUCCCUACUUCAAUUUCACACAAUCUGCAUCAAUUUUUUUUUGCCUGCUAAACAAGUUAUGAUUUUUUUUUAGAAUAGGAAAUAGUAAAAAUAUAAACAAGUAUAGUACUGAUUAGGGAAACAGACUUCAUCAGCUGAAGUCACAUUACAAACUCUUUGUACAUUCACUGUGAGUUUCAAAGGGAGUCAGUCCUUACUUUAAAGGUUUCCUUUGUUCAUUUUCUGGGUCUGUACUUUAGGAGGCAUAUCUGAGGCUAAGUAACAUUCCAGCACCAAAUGCGGGGCUGUUAAUCUCAUGAGUGUCUGUAUGAAAGAGAGUGGUAGAAAACAAUGUAUAUACCUUUGCUUUACCUAGAAGUGCCAUCCAUUGUCCUGGAAUUAAUCAAAUUAAAGUUUCUGUUACAUUUAAUUUAACUAGGAGGCUCCUUGAAAGUAACACCUUUUCCAAGGACAAUGUCCACAGUGUCAAUGUCAACACUGAGUCUGAUCACAUUUAUAGUGGUGUAGUGUCAACAGUGCAUCCUCAUGACAACCACACUCCAUCACUGGAACACUGUGCCAGUAAGAAGUUCAAUAUCCAGUGGGCAGAUAAAAAUGAUACUUAAGAAAGUUCAGUGUUGCUAUGGUUCAAGUACUUACUUUGCCAUCAAAGGCAUGCUGAGAUUUUGUGAGAUAGUGACCAUAAUUAUUAUUUUAAUGUUUAAACAUAAUGCGUUCGCUCAGAAAACAUUCUCACCUAUGCAGACCAUAAAAGGGGAUACUGUAGUUUUGUUCACAUCAUACUCUGGAACACUUUUUUCCUUUGGAUUAUAAAUUAGCAAAAGAAACUUUUUUUUUCUUCAUCUUUUAAAAUCGUAUGAUGCUAAAGAACAAAUACUCUUCUGUUCUGACCUGUGGAUAUCUAAAUUUUUCUCCUAAAGUUAGAUACCACAAGUAUUAUAGCAUUAUUAUUUUCCAAACAGUACUGUAUUGAAAAAUAAUUGUUACAUCCUCUAGCAGCAUGGUGUCUUCUAUUUUGAAGACUGUUGUAUUAAGUAGAAAAUACAAAAUGAUAGGGAAUUCCAUACUGACACCACAGUUGGUCAGGAAUUGUUCCCUUAUUAAACUCUGAUGUAUUAGAUCAUCAAUCCGUAAAUACAUCAUUGUUAACUCUGACUCCAGGUGCUCUUUGGUGAGAGACAGGCUUUGUCCUUCUGUUUGUGAUAUUUCUCUGCAAAGAAUUCUCUAUGGAGUGAAGUGAAUGAAGUGAAUCAUUUCUUACCAAGUAAAUUGAUCAAUUUACAAAUCUGCUCUACAGCUCACUUUUGAGUUUAGUUGUAAUCAUGAGUAAUCCUUCAUACCCUAUUAAAACUGUUCAUUCAGGUAAGAAGUAUGUUGAAAUUUUGCCAAUAUCUCAAUAAAACCCAGCAAUUUAAAACCAUUA